AUGCAUCUUCUUUUCAUGGGAGCUCAUUUGUUAAAAACUCCACAAUUAGGCGUGCUUGGUACCCUAGAAGCUACGUCGUUGGAGUUGGCCAACGAGCUUUCUAAAUACACAAUUCAUGUAGCAUGUGUUCAAGAUACUAGGUGGAAGGGGCAAAAAGCAAAAGGUAUAAAGGGAUAUAAGUUGUGGUAUGCAGGUUUGGACGGUAGACGUAACGGGGUUGACAUCCUUGUGUCUAAUGAUAUCCUAAAGCAAUUGGUUGAAGUAAGGAGGUGUAAUGAUAAGAUUAUGCUAGUUAGGAUAGUAUUGGGGGAAGAGAUCAUAUCCAUUGUCAGUGCGUACGGGCCCCAAGUUGGGCUCGAUGAGCAGGUGAAAUGCGAGUUCUAG
Messenger RNA from Amaranthus tricolor (Joseph's coat), 384 nucleotides. RefSeq lists its product as uncharacterized. Bases 1 to 384 code for a protein of 127 amino acids. The transcript has 2 exons. The record is from RefSeq and is a predicted model, not a curated record. Lineage: Eukaryota; Viridiplantae; Streptophyta; Magnoliopsida; Caryophyllales; Amaranthaceae.